Molecule: messenger RNA, 1865 nt
Organism: Rosa rugosa (rugosa rose)
Lineage: Eukaryota; Viridiplantae; Streptophyta; Magnoliopsida; Rosales; Rosaceae
Product: DUF21 domain-containing protein At2g14520
Exons: 11
Coding region: 289-1566 (425 amino acids)
Biological process (GO): magnesium ion homeostasis
Cellular component (GO): intracellular membrane-bounded organelle
Source: RefSeq, a predicted model, not a curated record
UUUAGGAAGAAAAAAAAAAAAAAAAAGGUGAUGCCAGAGGCCACCAUGAUAUAAAUUCCCAGUUCCCACCAUUCUCUCUCAUCCUUUUCUCUCUCUCUCUCUCUAAAACUCUGCAGUCGGUGAAGGAAAGCUUCUUGAUUGCAAUGGAGGCGUUGCUCUGACUCAUCGCUCUGUUUCCGAAUUCGGAGAAGAGUUUGGAGGAGAAAGACAGAGACUUUGCUACAAAGCAAUUGAAAGUUUCGAUUUUGGGAGCUGAGAGCAGAGAAAAAGCGUGAAGCUUUUUCUUUAAUGGCGGUGGAGUAUGUGUGUUGCAGUAGCGGCUUCUUCAUUCACAUACUGGUAAUCGUGUUUCUGGUAUGUUUCGCGGGGCUAAUGUCUGGGCUCACCUUGGGCCUCAUGUCCCUGAGUCUCGUCGAUCUUGAAGUCUUGGCCAAGUCAGGGAAGCCCAGCAGUCGCAAGCAUGCUGCAAAGAUAUUGCCAGUUGUGAAAAAGCAGCACCUGUUGCUUUGCACCCUACUAAUUUGCAAUGCUGUUGCAAUGGAGGCACUUCCCAUUUUCCUGGAUGGUUUAGUGCCAGCUUGGGGUGCAAUUCUAAUUUCGGUGACACUAAUUCUUCUGUUUGGUGAGAUUAUACCACAAUCUGUUUGUUCCCGUUAUGGUUUGGCGAUAGGUGCAGCAGUGACUCCAUUUGUCCGUGUCCUUCUGUGGGUCUGCUUUCCUCUUGCAUAUCCAAUUAGCAAGUUAUUAGAUUAUCUUCUCGGCCAUGGACAUGUAGCUCUGUUUCGCAGAGCGGAGUUGAAAACGCUUGUAGAUAUGCAUGGCAAUGAGGCCGGAAAAGGUGGAGAAUUGACACAUGAUGAGACAACAAUUAUUGCUGGAGCACUUGGACUCAGUGAGAAAACUGCCCGUGAUGCCAUGACUCCUAUAGCUGAAACUUUUGCAAUUGAUAUCAAUGCCAAGCUUGACAGGAAUUUGAUGAAUCGGAUAAUGGAGAAAGGGCAUAGUAGAGUGCCAGUUUACUAUGAAGAGCCUACAAACAUAAUUGGACUUGUCCUGGUCAAAAACUUGUUGACAGUUCAUCCAGAAGAGGAAACUCCUGUAAAGAAUGUCACUAUACGCAAGAUCCCAAGGGUUCAAGAAACAUUGCCGUUGUAUGACAUACUGAAUGAAUUUCAGAAAGGUCACAGUCACAUGGCUAUUGUUAUAAGACGGUGCAAUACUCAGGAGCAGCCCAAUGGCAAUACAGCUGACAGUCCAGUGAAAGAAGUGAAAGUGGACAUUGAUGGUGAAAAGCCUCCUCAGGAGAAGAUUUUGAAGAGCAAAAGAUCACUGAACAAAUGGAAGAGCUUUCCUAACAGUGGGAAUAUUUCACAGAGGAGUGGGUCCAGAAGCAAGAAAUGGUCCAAGGACAUGUAUUCAGACAUCCUUGAGAUAGAUGGUGAAGCACUCCCAAAGCUCCCAGAAGAGGAAGUGGCUGUUGGCAUUAUAACAAUGGAAGAUGUUAUCGAAGAGCUUUUACAGGAGGAGAUAUUUGAUGAAACUGAUCAUCAGUAUGAGGACUCAUAACACCAGUCUUUCUAGGAAGCAGUGUCUUGUAGUACAUAUGAUCACAAAAUAUUCGUUAAUUUUGUUUGCCCCUGGGUUCUAAUAUAGGUAAUGAGGUGCACUAGUGGAACCGUGUCUCUAGCCAUGGAAGCGAUGUGGCAUUUAUUAAUACUCUAGUAUAUCACCAACUUUAUAUGUUUUGAGGUGAAUGGCAAAUUUUCGCCUCGCUUAGUAGUGAGAAAGAUGUUUUUGUCCAAGCUGCAGUUGUAUGUCAGAAAGUAAUUUGGCAGUGAGGAAGCUUAAAUUUGGCAGAAGUUUAA